Molecule: messenger RNA, 714 nt
Organism: Ustilago hordei
Lineage: Eukaryota; Fungi; Basidiomycota; Ustilaginomycetes; Ustilaginales; Ustilaginaceae
Exons: 3
Coding region: 1-714 (237 amino acids)
Biological process (GO): protein acetylation
Molecular function (GO): N-acetyltransferase activity
Source: RefSeq, a predicted model, not a curated record
AUGAGGACCAAUCGUAGUACCAUCCUGGCGGGUCGCAAGGUAGUGCUGGUGCCAUAUCGCAAACAGCAUGUGCCUCGCUAUCACGAAUGGAUGAAGGAUCCAUUGAUCCAGGAGCAGACAGCUUCCGAGCCGCUCUCGCUCGAGGAAGAGUACGAAAUGCAACAGUCUUGGGCCGUCGACGAGGACAAGCUCACAUUUAUCAUCUUGGCUCUGCCAGAAAUAACUAGCUCAAAAGGGGAAGCUUCUUCAAUAGAGUUCUGCAAAGCGCAAGAUCUGGUGUCCAAAAGCAAGAUGGUUGGCGACGUGAACAUCUUCUUCAAUGCGAGACACGAAGACGAGGAGGAUGAAGAGGUGGACAAGACGCAAGGCAAUGGAGCGAAACAAAGAAGUAAUGCCUUCGAUGCCGAAUGCGAGAUCAUGAUCGCAGAGCACAGCUAUCGACGCCAAGGAAUUGCUCGAGAGGCGCUACAGAUGAUGUUCGCAUUCGUCACGACACGACCUACACCAGUCGCUCAAGCAUCAUCAGAUACUGGACAGAGCAACGCGGCGGAACUAGCAAAGUCUAACGAUCUCUUCGAAUCGCUCGGCUUCACCCGCCAAAGCGUCAGUGAGAUCUGGAAAGAAGUCGAACUGCGCUUCACAAGCAUCGAUUCGAAGUUGCACGAUCAGAUCGCUAACUCAAUACAAAACGUCUUCUACUUGUCAGACGAAUAG